Grosmannia clavigera kw1407 is the source of this 930-nucleotide messenger RNA. Its product is annotated as casein kinase. The transcript has 3 exons. Lineage: Eukaryota; Fungi; Ascomycota; Sordariomycetes; Ophiostomatales; Ophiostomataceae. Gene Ontology annotation, biological process: endocytosis; signal transduction; peptidyl-serine phosphorylation. Gene Ontology annotation, cellular component: nucleus; cytoplasm. Gene Ontology annotation, molecular function: ATP binding; protein serine/threonine kinase activity. The record is from RefSeq and is a predicted model, not a curated record. The coding region runs from base 1 to 930 and encodes 309 amino acids.
AUGAAGGUACCGAGUGGAUCGCAAGAUUGGCGCCGGAGGCUGUGGCGCCGUGUAAUCCGGUACGAUGCCGUAUCUCGCUGCUCCAGGCUGCUCCGGCCGUGGCUGACUCGAGCAGGAACCGAUCUCCAAACGGGCGAGGAAGUCGCUAUCAAGCUCACAUACAUAGCAGAUGGCCCCGAGAUUCUUCGAUGGGAGAAGCACAUGUACGACGAGCUGGCUGGUGGGGCUGGAAUUCCGCGCGUGAGGUUUUACGGUUCAGAAUGCGACUUCUACGUCCUGGUGCAUGAUCUGCUCGGCCCUUCUCUCGAGGAUCUGUUCAACUAUUGCGGCCGGAGAUUCUCGCUUAAAACUAUCCUCCUCAUCGCCGACCAGGCCAUCUUCCGUAUUGAACAUAUUCAUGCCAAGGGCAUCAUCCAUCGCGACAUCAAGCCCGAUCACUUUUUGAUGGGGCUCGGCAAGCACGGGAACACGCUCUACGCGAUCGACUUUGGGCUGGCCAGGUGUUUCGCUGAUUCCCACAAGGAUGUGGAGGGUCUUCCGUUCGGCGGCACUCGACUGUUCGCCAGCAUCCGCAACCACGGCGGCUGUGUCCAGUCUUGGGGGGACGAUCUGGAGUCGCUUGGGUAUGUCCUGCUGUAUUUUGCGCGCGGCUCGCUGCCGUGGCAGCAUUUGGAAAUCUCAGGGAACAAGGCCGACGACAAGCAGAUCAAGGCGAUGAAAGAAAGCUUCUCGGGAGAAGCGCUCUACCACGACGACCUUCCCUCACCUUUUGCCACGUACAUGGACUACGUACGAUCCCUGGAUUUUGGCGAGAAACCCGACUACGCAUACCUUUGGGGCCUUUCCCGUCGCUUGUUUACUGCAGAGGGCUUCAAAUACGACAAAGUCUUUGACUGGACCGAGAAGAGGUUUCAUGAGAUCUGUAGCUAA